Akanthomyces muscarius is the source of this 1464-nucleotide messenger RNA. RefSeq lists its product as uncharacterized. Gene Ontology annotation, molecular function: four-way junction DNA binding; ATP-dependent DNA damage sensor activity; ATP binding. Gene Ontology annotation, biological process: double-strand break repair via synthesis-dependent strand annealing; t-circle formation; resolution of mitotic recombination intermediates. Lineage: Eukaryota; Fungi; Ascomycota; Sordariomycetes; Hypocreales; Cordycipitaceae. The transcript has a single exon. Bases 1 to 1464 code for a protein of 487 amino acids. Gene Ontology annotation, cellular component: replication fork; Rad51C-XRCC3 complex. The record is from RefSeq and is a predicted model, not a curated record.
AUGACGGACCUUCUCAGGAUACUGCCGUCGUUUCCCACAGGACCGUUUUCCGCGCUGCUCCCAGUGAUUGAGCAGCAGUCCCUGUCCACGGCGGACCUCCUCACGCAGCACCCCGUCGACCUCGCCAAGCAGACGCGCAUACCGCUCCUCGACCUCAAGCGCUUCAUCGCCGCCGUGCAAGCCUCCCUCGCCGAUGACCUGACGCCCGAAAAGCCCCUAGCGGCCCCGAAACCGACAGAAAAAAGAACCGAGGAGAAUGAGGAAGUGGAAGGAGCCGCGGAAGAUGGUCCAACGGCCAGCGAAUCAGAAGCACACCCGGAGCCGAUUGCUGCUGAACUCGAGCAAACCCCAUGCAUCAGCACGCUAGACGACACACUCGACGCGGCGCUGGGUGGCGGCGUCCCUGUAGGCUACAUCACCGAGUUUGCGGGCGAGUCCGGCGCCGGAAAGACGCAGUUCCUGCUGUCGCUGUGCCUGGCCGUGCAGCUACCCGCGCCGCGGGGCCUCGGCAAGCAGGCGCUGUACAUUUCGACCGAGGCGGCGCUCGCGACGCGGCGCCUCUCGCAGAUGCUCGCCGGCAGCGCCGCGCUGCAGCAUCUCGACCUGGCCGACCGGCCCUCGCUCGACAACAUCCUCAGCACCGUGACGCCGGACCUCGAGUCGCAGGACCACAUCCUCGAGUACCAGGUGCCGGUGCUGCUGGCGCGCCACGACAUUGGCCUGCUCGUGCUCGACUCGGUCGCCGCCAACUUCCGCGCCGAGUUUGAGAACCGCGGCGGCGCCAGCAUGGCGACGCGCAGCGCGCAGCUCGUGCGCCUGGGCGCCCACCUGCGCGACCUCGCGCGCCGGCACGGCAUCGCCGUCGUCGUGGCCAACCAGGUCGCCGACCGCUUCGCCUCGAGCAGCGGCUCCGCGGCGCUGCAGCAGAACCUCCGGCUCCCGCACCGGACGACUGCAACAACCAUGGGACCGCCGCCGCCGGAGAGCCCGCUGGCGUCGCGCAGCAGACAGCCGCCACCAUCUGCGCUGCAAGCGACGCCGACGUCGUCGAUGCCGAUGCCGACGCCGGACGACGGGCCGCCGGCGCCGCUGACGCUGCUCCUCGACCACCAGCAGCGCUGGUUCACCGGAUGGGGCGACGAGCCGCGGUCGUCGUACACGCUCAAGACGCCGAGCCUGGGCCUCGUGUGGUCGACGCAGAUUGCGUGCCGCGUGGCGCUCUUCAAGCGACCCGUCUACGGGCGGCCGAGGAGGGUCGCCGCGCCGCUCGACGCAAACGGCGACUACGACGACGGCGGGGCGGACCGGGAACCGACGCUCAAGUCGUGGCGGCGCUGGAUGAAGGUCGUGUUUGCGCCGCACGUCGCUGCCUCGGGCCAGGGCAUCGUCGAUGCGGCCGAGUUUGAGGUCAACGCCGGUGGACUGAAAGGCGUGAUCAAAGACCAUGUCAAAGCUAAGGGUUGA